CUCCAUCAUAACAUCCAGGGAGACCAGGGCGCCCUCUCCUUGACCGGGGACUACAAGCUCCAAGCGGGACAUGGAUCAGGCCGAAGCUCCAUCCAGCACCAUGGUGCUGGAGUUUAAGGAGGACACAGCGCUGACUGAGAAGAUGCGUCUCCGUGUGUCAUCUCUGCAGAGGUCCGGUCAGAAGCGUCAGGACGGUGAGCGUCUGCUUCUUCCCCAUGAGGCCGUCUACAGGCUGGACUUCCACAACCAGGAGUUGAUCUUCUCCCGCUGGAACGUGUCCAUCGGCGGCCACGGCCGAGUCACCAUCACGGGCAUCUCGCAGCACUGGACCCCCGACCUCACCCACCUCAUGACCCGGCAGCUUCUGGAGCCCAUUGGAACGUUUUGGCGCAACGCCGGCGACCCCGACGAGUCGCGACUGAAGUGUCUGGAAGCCGACAUGCAAGAGUUUGGCGAGAGGAUCGCGGAGCUGGCUAAAGUCAGGAAGGUCAUGUACUUCCUGUUUGCGUUCAAGGACGGUGCAGAGGCAGCAAAGCUGCGCUGCUCGGUGGCGUUUAGGGCUGAAAAUGACUCUUAGCUGUUAGCAUCCAGUAAGGAAACUUCUAGUUGCAAUUUUUUUUUUUUAAGUUGUUUAAAUGUGACUUGUGAUGACCGAAGAACACAAACUAAACAAAAUAAAAGUGAUGAAUGUUG
Messenger RNA from Nerophis lumbriciformis (worm pipefish), 693 nucleotides. It is a transcript of the gene ompa, whose product is annotated as olfactory marker protein a. NCBI's taxonomy places the organism in Eukaryota, Metazoa, Chordata, Actinopteri, Syngnathiformes, Syngnathidae. The record is from RefSeq and is a predicted model, not a curated record. Gene Ontology annotation, biological process: signal transduction; sensory perception of smell.